AUGUCGCAAUCCGCGUCCGAGAAGAGACCGGGGAAAGUUUGGUACAACAGGCAUAUCUCUUUCGAUGAUUUGGCCCCGAGUCUAAUCGACGACGAGAUCAAGCUAAUCAAGGAAAACAAUAGACAUGUGGGCUUCAAUAACAAGUACAUUCACGUUCCACCGCAGUACAACCCACUGUACAAUGGUGGUGGCGGUGGCAGUGGUGGCGGUGACGGGACAAAACCAAGGCGGUCUUCCGGUUCCGCUGGUGAAUCUGUCGGGACAGGACGUAAUGCGUCCGCUCGGAACUAUCUGCUGGCGAACACUCAAUUGAUGACCGCAGCGGGACGGUCUAGGAGUGCGUCCCCCUUUGCAAGGAGGGGCAAGCCCGUCAAUGUCAGGGCGCCGACUCCGAGGUUGCCUCCCCCUCGGGGUCCGCCAGUGAUAAAGAAAACAGGCAGAGCGAUCGAUGAGCAGGACGCAAUUGCGGACGUGGACAUAUCCAACAUGGAUGACGACUUGGAGAGACGUAUAAAUCAUGACACGAAGGAGAACACGCAGUCGAAUUCGGGUUCUAAAUAUGGGUACACGCAGUCGCUCUUCUCGAACUUAAACGAGGUGGAAGAUAGAGCAGAGAACAAGAAGCGUGGAGAAUUGGUCUCUGGGGUUGCAACUGCUCAAGUGACUCCUGAUAAAUCCCGGAGGAAAUCCUUUGCAAACAUGACCAACGAGGAGCUGGCCGCCCUGGAGGACUACUACACUUCAAAGGGGAGAUCGUCCGCGACUAAAAUGGAAAACUUCGACUUCUCGGAACAAAAUACAAUAUUGUACGACUCACCAACGCAGAACAGUAGUGCCAUGGCUCUGGAGCUCUCGGAUAAGCUGGCCCCCACGUACCCGUCAAGUCCAUCGGUAACGCACAGGGCAAUCUCGCUGACGAUCCAAAAUUAUAAAUUUACUGAGUACGUCACUGGAAUACAAAAGAGAAUACCCAUCAAGGACCAAAAGGAGCGAAGGUCCUCCCUGCGGGUGGUGAACUGUUACAUAAGUGGUAGAAGGUACACCUGGUCGUCUGUAGACUGGUAUGUCGAAAACCUGGCGAAAGACGGGGACCAUUUGAUUAUAAUGACGUCGAUCCCCAACUUCGAGGACAAAAUUGACUCGAUAGUCUACAAGGAGAAAAGGCAAAAGAAGAAAGCGGAUAACUACAAGAAAAUGAUGGGUGAGACCACCGCCAACAACAUUAUCAGCACGAAACCAGACGAACAAAGAGUACUGUCCAAGGGUAUCCGUUUGCAAGCGAUCCACGAGGAGUCCAAAACGGCAGCAAAAUCCAUCCUUGAAUACUAUGCGGCAAGAUUGGAGGAUAAAAUUGUCAAAGUCACCGUGGAGCUGGUGAAAGAGGAUUCGACAAAGAAUGCCAUCACUCAGGUCGCAGCUUUAUAUAAACCGCAUUUGCAGGUCAUCAGUACCGUCAGUACAAACGUCCAAAUCAAGUUCAGAAACGGUAACGUGAAAUUACCGUUCUUCAUUACGAAACACUAUCCGAUGCCGGAGUUCAUUGUACCCUUCGAGUUCAUCGACCCUCGGAAAUUAGUCAAAGAUGACAUGGCUGUUUUCCAGCCGGUCAACAAAGACAACAGACUAGAAUGGCUGGACACUGUGAUCAAGGACACUUUGGAGAACCCAUUCAUAAAACAGCACCACUAUGAACAGCGAGCCAUGGAAUCCGACGACGAGUCUCCGAACGGUUCGAGGGAAUCGGUCGCUUCCGUCAACGAAUACUUCCCUAUCUCUCCAGAGACUCAAAAGAAGAUCCAGCUGUUUGAAGAGAUAGGGUACGUGAUCCCGAAGACAUCUAGAGAUAUCCUGAUGGAAGAUCUAAAUUUCAUGUUCGACAAGGACGGGAAACGGUUGACCCCUACGUCUACGUCACGGAGACUAUCUAGAGUUCAGAUCGGCGCCGAGAACAGCAUCUACAAGGUCAAGUCGAUGAUCGACGACAGCGCGAGCCUCGAUUCUAACUUGAGGAAGACCAAGUCAGUCACAGUGGGGCACCAAUCACACAAGUUUCAUAACUCGCUUUCUGCGACAACCUCGAACAGGACAAAGAUCUCAAGUGCCCCGCUGUCAAAGGCCAAAAGUUUGGAUGUAGCGACGCACCACUCCUCGUCUAGGGGAUCAGGGCGUCGUUUGCCUCUGUCGCCCACCUCCAGUAAGAGUCGUGUGAAGACGACCACUAAAAAGUCCGCAGAAAAGAAAUCAAAGGACAAGCCCAAGAAGAAGAAAACUGGGCUGGGGUCUAUGUUCAACAAGCUAUUCAAGUAA
Huiozyma naganishii CBS 8797 is the source of this 2307-nucleotide messenger RNA. RefSeq lists its product as uncharacterized. The record is from RefSeq and is a predicted model, not a curated record. Bases 1 to 2307 code for a protein of 768 amino acids. Lineage: Eukaryota; Fungi; Ascomycota; Saccharomycetes; Saccharomycetales; Saccharomycetaceae. The transcript has a single exon.